AUGGAAUUUGCAGCGACAUGCCACAGUUCGGGAGGUUGGCAAGGUGGUUCAAGAAAACAUGCCUCCAUCUCGUUUUGUCUAACUACGAAGAGGUCAGAAAGCGCCGUGGCAGCCUUCCUUGCCUCUAUUUCUGAAGUGAUUGAGAAGCUGAAGAAACUAGAGGUUUGGAAAAGGCAAGUUGAACAGGAGCAAGCAACCAGCUCUUCUGGAAAAGGGUACAAGAGAGGUGAUCCAAAAGCCAGAGCCGCUGCAAUUAGUGCUUCUCCGCCCAAGACAGUCUUUCCUGCGCUUCCAGUCAUUGCCCAGACUUGGAAUUUGGUGGAAGAGGCAGGGCCUGAGUUCAUAGGCAAAGACUUUGAAGGAGUUGAAGCUGGCCCCGGGAUCAUUCCCCAAUUGGUACUGGACCAAGCUGUCUUUGUGUCCUGGGAUCAGAAGGACGCCUUGCAAAGGGUCAAUUUGUGCUACAGCGCUGGUUUUUUCGCUCGGGCUGCUCUCGAGUGUUUCCUUGCUGAGCCCUUGUGCCCCCGUGACAUAUCCUCUCCUGCAGAGCAUUUCAUUGUUUUGCGUGCUGUUGGCCUCAGUGGACCUGUGCGUUUUGCUUCGGCUGAGCAUUUCCAGAGAUUCAAAGAUCAGUCAUUUGAAGGAGGUUUGAUUGCUCACGGUUUUCAGACGGAAACGGAACUGCAAGUCUUUUGCCAAGGAGGAGACCCGUCCUUGCUUGUCUUCACAGUCCCUGCUGAGGUUUCGUCGGUAGGGGAUGCAGUAGACGUGUAUGCUUUAGCGAUCGAAUUGAGGCAAGGUGGAAUGCUCCUUGCCUUACCGCAUGAUACCUUUUUGCAGCCUACUCUUGAUGAAGGCCAGAAUGCCGCAGAUGAUGCAAUGAUUGGCCCGAAUUCAGUUUUUUCAGUCGGUCUCGUUGAGGAGACCGAGGACCUUACAGCUACAGUUGCUCUAGGUGUUGAGGCGCCUGUUUUGGUCGUCGAUGUCAGUGACGGCAUUUUGUCGUGCUGCCGAGAAUAUGAUCCAGUGACCGACAGCUUGGCUAGCAUUCUUGGAUUUUCGCUUGACUUCCCCCAGAGUCUUCCAGAUGUUCCAGUUUUGCUUACUUUGGUGAAAGAGUGGCUGGUGCAAAGGUCUGAUGAAAGGACAGGUUUUUACACUGCUCAAGAAGACCAGGGUCCUGCUCCGAAGACACCUGCCCCAGCCGCCCCUUCACUGGCUCCUGGGAAAAAGAAUACACAAGCCAAGAGGGUUACGAAUACUAUGAUUGCGGACCAGUUGACGGCCUUGUCUGCUCAGAUGAUGUUGCUCUCUCAGCGUCAGGACCAGUUGGAGAAAGCCGCUUCUUCCUCUGCCGCCGAUGCUUCAGGUCUUUUUGUUGGCCCUUCGUCCAAGUUGCCCGCGGUGUCUGCAGGUCUGCCAAAGCUUGGAGUCCCACAGCCUUCCGUAGUUGCAAAGGCGCUCAACCUAGUUGGACCCCCACCCAAAGUGAGGAUAGGGAGCCCACCGGUAGCUGUUCCAGAUGCGGAGCAAGACGAGCCCUACGAUGCACUUCAACCAAAUGCGGAGGAGUCUGGGAACAUCGCAUUGGCUAUAGCAAGACAGAGCAGUGCAAUCACCACCUUGGUUGCGCACCUUGCCUCCCAAUCAGGCGACGUUUUAGGAGAUCUGACGGCAGGCGGUCCACAUUCGAGUACCACCAAAGGCGUGCACAGGAGGGAAAAGAUGCAGAGCGAUCUUGCCCAUGGAAACAGUUCCUUUUAUUUGCAGAUGAUGCAGCAGUUGCACAGGAGGUUGCACCCAGCCAAACCUGUGCCACAGACGGAAGCAGAGUUGCAGCAGCUGUCCGUUCUGCUGUAUCUGGAGAGGCAGGGAGGUUACAAAAAUCAAAGGGAAAUGGGCCUUCUUGCAUGGAUCGUAGGUCAUGCGCUGGACGCUGCGUCGAGCGGAGACUUCAAUCGUACGAAAGAAAUUCUGGCCUUGAUGAUGGUAUCCCUGGAACAAUCGGUAGUAGAUCGAGGAGAUUGGUCAUUGGCCUACAUGCUCUGCCUGCUGGAAGAGCCCCCGUUGCAAGUAUUCCAAGAAAGGAACACCAAUCUGUUGCACAAUGCUCGUCCCUUCGGGCCACUUGUCCCACCUCAGUGGAUGGCGGUUUGCUUACAGUAUCUGAAAGAUUUGGAGGUCCUUGCAACGAAAAAGAACGAGACAUCGAAAAAGGCAGGCAAAGCUCCCACUCCUGCUCCAACAGCAGCACCAUCAGGGGGCCCAGAGGAGGAGCCUUCCCCGAGAACGAAGUAUGGUGGCUUCGUCAUCGCCAGCUUUUCCUUUGCCAUUGCCGUUCCCCGGCGUUUUUGCAAAGAUGCCUCCAGGUUGGCAAGCCUGAUGCUGGCUGAUGGCCCCCGGGAGUCUUUUGAGACUCUUAGGAGUGGUCGACGUUUUCCCCAAUUAGUUGCGAGACUCUCUGAACUCUCAGAUGCUGUUACUAAACUUGGAGCAGGUGCCAGUGCAUAUGACAAGACCUUUGCUGGGCAUGAAGUUCCUCUUGACAAUAGCCGCUUUGAAGAGUUGGAGCCAUAUAGGUCUUUGAAUGCCAGUCGUUUGAAGGUUGUUGGUGAGGGUUUGCUUGAUGCAACACCAUACCUUUCUCCCGAGCUUUGCAUGGCCUAUCGCUUCCCAGAUGCUCUUCUUAUGGAUAGAAUCCCGAAGGCUUUUGAGUACUCCCAAAAACUUGACCUAGUUGAAGAAGUUGUGGCUUUGGCAAAAGUUUGGGAUGCCAGAGGACUUUUGCACAUCCAUGACGUUGACGUUCAGAAGUGUGCCCGACAUGAGUUGGUGCGUGUCUUCAAUUGUUUGAAAAAUGCACAAUGUGACAGACAAAUUGGUGAUAGGACCAUCGCUAACACUGUUGGACCACGUAUUCCCUUGGAUUUGCUGCGUGAUACUGAAGCCUUGAAAGCCUUUGCCUCUGCGAAAAAUGCCAAGAAGCCGAGAAUCCUUAGGUCUGCUGGUCUCUUGCAAGAUGAGUGUCGUAUUGAGGGCAGCCGGCCUUUCAUGUCCCUUUUGCAGAAAGCAUUUCAUGUCGUUGACGUCUCGACUUUUGUUGCAUCCAAUCCAAAGUUGGUACCUUUGUCCAGACCCGUUGUUACCGAACUGGUCCUGCUUAGCAUUCUUGCCCCCUUGUGUGUUUCAGAUAUUGCAGUAGGAUUUUGUGACCGGCUUUUUGCAACUGAUGCAUCGCUUGCCAAAGGUGCCAUAGUCAGUUCUGAAGUUAGCCAGCAGGUCAUCGAAAGUCUUUGGAGAACAUGUAGGUCAAAAGGAGGCUAUUCCAAACUUCUGACACCUGUGCAAAGUCUCCUUUCCAGAUGCGUUGACUUUGAGGAGAUUGAGCAGCAUGCUGAUGAGGUGGUAAAGCGCCCCUUGGCUUUCAGGUUUGAUUUCAUUGAAGUCUUUGCUGGAGCCGCUACAGUCACUGCUCAUAUGGCUGCAAAAGGCUUCUCGGUGGGCUGUCCAAUCGAUCUGAGUCGUGACCCUGAGCUCGAUAUGACCAAAGUACAUGUACUUGAGUGGUUGCUGCACCUAGUGAUGAACCAAUAUGUUAAAGCAGUCAUGGUCGAGCCACCCUGCACAACCUUUAGCAUCAUGAGAAAACCACCCUUGCGUUCAAAGCUUUUUCCAUAUGGUUUUGAUUUGAUGGACCCACAGACGCAGAUUGGGACCUUGCUAGGGUAUCGAGCCUUUCAGAUUUUGAAGGUAGGUGCUAGGUGUGGUAUCACUGUUGUUCUGGAAAACCCUUGGUCAUCGAUGAUUAAAAAUCUGCCUCCUUGGGAGGAGCUUCUUGGCCAUCCGGAGUGUGAGCUUGUGCGCUGUGACUCCUGUGCCUAUGGAUCUCCACACUUGAAAGCGUUUGCUUUUUUGUGCGUUUGGGCUGAUACCAGUUUCAUCUCUCUGCGCUGCUCAGGAGGACAUAGUCACGUGCCAGUUCAAGGGGCCCUGACCAAGAAGUCCGCCAUCUAUGUGAAUGACCUUGCCGAGGCUCUUGCAAAUGUCAUGGAAAGUGGCAUCAUCAGGUUGGCAAGAUUUGAAAAGGAACUUGUGCCAGAAGAUGCCCUAGGUCUUGAAAGCCAGUUGAUCAACGAGCUUGCUCUUUCCAGUACCUGGACUUGUGAUGCAGUUUGGAAUUUCAGGAUUACCGCCCAUAUCAAUCUGCUUGAGCUUGAAGCUGUUGUACGUCUUGUGGGCCGUCUGAUUGCCAAAGGUAUCAGCAAGCGUGUCGUCGUCCUGGUUGAUUCUAAUGUCAUUAAAUGUGCUGCUUCUAAAGGUCGGUCAUCCUCACGUGCGCUGGCAAGGGCACUCGCGAAGCUGGCUGUUUUGUCGAUUGCGGGUGGCCUCUACCUUGUCUUUGGGUUUUGUCCUACUCGUCUUAAUCCUGCUGAUGACCCGACCAGGGAAGUGGAGUUGCGGGGCUCUAUCCCGGGCAUGGACUUUGCCGCUUGGGACCGCUUGGAUUUAUAUCGACUUGCCUCCCUUCCAAAGAUGCGUCGUUGGGCCUCGAAUUGGGUCAGGUUGGUCCUGUGUCUUUUGGGGCCGGCCGGCCUUGGUCUCACUGACCGUUCUGUCCAUCGUGUUCCUCCUUUUCCCUAUGGUUUGCAUGUUGCUGCCUCUGCUCCUCCUGGCGUGAAAACCGUGCCUCCGUCCAUGGAUUUUGACUCGACAUUGGGCUAUCCAGGCAGACCUGUUCUGGGGAUCACAUCUCAGCUGAGGGUCUCGCAUUUGGAGCAGUUCAAGUCUUGGCUUUUUUCUCUGGGUAUUUCUUUGGAUGAUAUGCUGGAGCAACAUUUCACUCGCAUUGACGAGCUUAACAAGAAUCUAGUCAGGUAUGGUCGUGCCCUGUAUGCUUCAGGAAGGCCUUACAACCAUUUUGCUGAGACCAUUAAUGCUGUAGCAUCACUGAAGCCGGUGGUGAGGAGGCAACUUCAAGAGGCGUGGAAUCUAGCUUUCGCUUGGCAAAGAGAUGAGCCCUCGGUACAUCACAUUGCAAUGCCAUGGCAGAUUUUACUGGGAGCGAUCUCGACAUGCCUUUUUUGGGGGUGGCUGGAUAUGGCCGGAAUGCUUGCCUUGUCGUGGGGUGCGUUGUUGAGGGUGGGCGAGAUGAAGAUCUAUGCUUUGUGCGAUUCUUUCUUGGCUACAUUGGAGGGUGCUGAGACCUUUAAAUCUGCUGAGAUACCUUUGACAGUUUUGCCUCAAAGUGAACCAGUUCAGCAAGAUGAGGAGGAAGAGGAGGGAGUCAUGGAAGUCUCGGAGGCGCGCAGGGAUGACCGGGACUUUUGCCAACAGUCAAGGAAUCUGAAGGUGGACAUGAAAGCUUUGACGGCAGUGACGCUGGAUGGUAGGAACAUGUACAAACAUAAUUUGAACUUUGCCUGUUCCAGCAUGGCAUGCUUGUGAUAUAUCAAUAUCAUCUCAAAGAGAUGAAAACACAGUAGAAAAUCAAAUUGUCAAAUUAAGAUCGGUUGUCCAGUUGUGCAAUUUAGAAGCUGUGGGGUUUCAGUGGAUGGUUGCAAAGAUCGUUUACCAAGUUGUGG
Messenger RNA from Cladocopium goreaui, 5582 nucleotides. Lineage: Eukaryota; Dinophyceae; Suessiales; Symbiodiniaceae. The record is from the annotation of a GenBank genome assembly.